UCUUUAUUUUGUCAAAACAAAAUCUAAUACCCCUCCACCGGUCAGUUCCCAAUCGCCACUCCUCAGUCUCCGAGCAUACUGUUCCUCCACCGCCCGCCGCCGCCGUUAUCUCCGGAUAACUUAAAACCCUAACUUCUGGUGUAAGCGCCUGAAAUUUACUAGACUCGCCUAAAUUCAUGGAAGGUCGGUAUGUGGUAAACUCAAGAGCAAAUUCCUCCGCCUUAUUUUCAGCUCAUAAAUUUCAUGCUCAUCCGCUCUUACCCCCAAAAAUCACAUAUUUAAGGUUUAUGCCGCAGACCCACAUGCUGAAUCACUCUCCUCACAAGCAAUUUUCAAUUAAAUCUCAAAUGGUUGAAAUAAAUGCUGGAUUGGCUUCAAUGUCUAAUCCUACAAUUUCUAAUGAAGAUUUGCUUAAAGUUAAAGAGUGGGAAAUUGGGAUGUUGCAAGGUGAACUUGCUGCUAGUCAAGGCAUCAGUAUCAGGAGGCGACCUCCAACUGGACCACCUCCUCACUACGCAGGCCCUUUUGAAUAUCACUUGCAAAACGAGGGAAAGACUCCUUGUAAUAUUCUUGAAGAAAUUAUAUGGUACAAGGAUGUGGAAGUCUCUGAGAUGAAAAAGAGGAAACCGCUUUCAAUGUUGAAAAUGUUGCUUGAUAAUGCACCGCCUGCUAGAGAUUUUGUUGGAGCUCUUAAAGCUGCAAAUUCGCGGACUGGCGUUCCUGGUUUAAUUGCUGAAGUUAAGAAGGCCUCACCUAGUCGAGGGGUUAUGAGAGAAGAUUUUGAUCCUGUUCUGAUUGCUAAAGCCUAUGAAAAAGGCGGAGCACCUUGCCUUAGUGUUUUGACAGAUGAGAAGUUUUUCCAGGGAAGCUUCGAGAACUUGGAGGCAAUAAGGAAUUCUGGGGUUCAGUGCCCUCUGUUGUGUAAAGAGUUUAUAAUAGAUGCUUGGCAAAUCUACUAUGCUCGAGUUAAAGGUGCAGAUGCGAUUCUGUUGAUUGCGGCUGUUUUACCCGAUUUAGACAUCAAGUACAUGGUUAAGAUAUGCAAGUUACUAGGCUUAGCCGCGCUGGUGGAGGUACACAACGAGAGAGAGAUGGAUCGUGUUUUAGCAUUAGAGGGCAUUGAGCUAGUUGGCAUCAAUAACCGCGACCUAGGAACAUUCAAGGUUGAUAUUAGCAACACUAAGACCCUUCUAGAAGGCGAGCGUGGAGAAAGGAUACGUGAGAGGGGCAUCAUUGUCGUUGGGGAAUCAGGACUUUUUACUCCUGCUGACAUUGCUUACGUUCAAGGAGCCGGUGUAAAAGCAGUAUUGGUUGGUGAAUCGAUCGUUAAACAGAAAGACCCUACUGCUGGAAUAGUUGGUCUGUUUGGUAAAAAUAUCGCUUCGUGAGUGUAUUAGUUAGCUUUUGUGAUGCUGUUGCUGGUGAGGUAUGAAAAUUUAAUCUGCCCUAAACCAUUUUUGUUCGAGGUUUGCAAGCCAUGUGUGAUGCAUGAGUUAGUGUUAUCCCGUUGUUUGGUUGGUCUAAUGGUCGGAGUGGAUAAGAAUUAGUGGCCAAAAAGGUCGCGUGUUUGGAUAUACCAAUGUCGUUUUUGUGGGAUUUGCAGUUAUUGAACAAGAUUAUGGCUUA
Messenger RNA from Salvia splendens (bonfire salvia), 1626 nucleotides. Its product is annotated as indole-3-glycerol phosphate synthase, chloroplastic. The record is from RefSeq and is a predicted model, not a curated record. NCBI's taxonomy places the organism in Eukaryota, Viridiplantae, Streptophyta, Magnoliopsida, Lamiales, Lamiaceae. The transcript has 10 exons. The coding region runs from base 177 to 1388 and encodes 403 amino acids. Gene Ontology annotation, molecular function: phosphoribosylanthranilate isomerase activity; indole-3-glycerol-phosphate synthase activity. Gene Ontology annotation, biological process: L-tryptophan biosynthetic process.